Aspergillus tubingensis is the source of this 486-nucleotide messenger RNA. RefSeq lists its product as uncharacterized. The record is from RefSeq and is a predicted model, not a curated record. NCBI's taxonomy places the organism in Eukaryota, Fungi, Ascomycota, Eurotiomycetes, Eurotiales, Aspergillaceae. The transcript has a single exon. Bases 1 to 486 code for a protein of 161 amino acids.
AUGGUUCAGAAUCAAAUGCCACCGAGCACCAUUACGAUCUCCCACGGCUCUGCGUGGGUUCCCACCGCCUGGUGUUCUUCGAAGAUGAUGAUGAUGAUUAUGACGACGACGAUCGAAGACGACGACGACAACGACAACGACAACGACGACGACAAUAACAAUAACAAUAACGACAAUAACAACGACAAAGACGAAGACAACUACAACUACAACGACACCGACAACGAUACCGAUAAUGACAAUAACGACAACAACAACGACGAUCAUGAUGAUGACGACAAUGACACUGACAAUGACAACAACAACAACAACGAUGAUAACAGCAGCAAUGAUAACAACGACGACAACGACGACAGCGACCGCGUGUUCUUCAUAUUACGACCUCAAAGAAUGACCGCGGCGAGAAGCAGAGAAAAAAUUUCAGCUUUUUCCUCGGUACACCUCCCGCGAGGCCAAACUCAAGCUCGAGCUCGCCCUUUGCCAUGA